GAACGAAGCUAUCAACAGAGCUGACAGCUCACGGUUAAAGUGGGAGCGCGCUUGCUUGCAGUGUAGACAGACUGUUACGCCCUCUUAAACAUUGUCAUAGCCACAUUUACUUCGGUAAACUUCCUCAAAUAUGCCGUUAAGCCAUUAACUUCCUCUCUGAGGGGUGAACACACUCACAUCCUACAGACUUCAACAAUUACUUCUACAGCAGCGGGAUUACGGUCCUCAAGAGCAUCUGAUAUGUUUGACUGCUGAAGUCGAGUGGUCACCUUUCUAUCAUGCAGAGCAUCAAGUGUGUGGUGGUGGGGGACGGAGCAGUGGGAAAAACCUGCCUGCUCAUCUCGUACACGACCGGCGCGUUCCCCAAAGAGUACAUUCCCACCGUGUUCGACAACUACAGCUCCCAAGUCACCGUGGACGGCCGCACCAUCAGCCUCAACCUGUGGGACACGGCAGGCCAGGAGGAGUACGACCGCCUUCGCACACUGUCCUACCCACAGACCAACGUCUUCAUCAUCUGCUUCUCCAUCUCCAGCCCACCAUCCUAUGAGAACGUCAAGCACAAGUGGCACCCAGAGGUGACGCACCACUGUCCCAGCGUGCCCAUCCUGCUGGUGGGGACCAAGAGCGAUCUUCGCAGCGACGCGGAUGUGCUGAAGAAGCUAAAGGAGCAGAACCAGGCGCCCAUCACGCACCAGCAGGGCCAGGCUCUGGCUCGCCAAAUCCACGCCGUCAAGUACCUGGAGUGUUCGGCACUCAGCCAAGACGGCAUCAAGGACGUGUUUGCAGACGCAGUGCGUGCCUUCCUCAGUCCUCAACCUGUGGCUCCAAAGAAGCCCUGUGUACUCCUCUGAAAA
Messenger RNA from Onychostoma macrolepis, 857 nucleotides. It is a transcript of the gene rhogb, whose product is annotated as ras homolog family member Gb. Gene Ontology annotation, cellular component: cytoskeleton; cytoplasmic vesicle; cell projection. Gene Ontology annotation, biological process: actin filament organization; regulation of actin cytoskeleton organization; regulation of cell shape. Gene Ontology annotation, molecular function: GTPase activity; GTP binding; protein kinase binding. NCBI's taxonomy places the organism in Eukaryota, Metazoa, Chordata, Actinopteri, Cypriniformes, Cyprinidae. The transcript has 2 exons. The coding region runs from base 279 to 854 and encodes 191 amino acids. The record is from RefSeq and is a predicted model, not a curated record.